Messenger RNA from Fulvia fulva, 303 nucleotides. RefSeq lists its product as uncharacterized. The transcript has a single exon. The coding region runs from base 1 to 303 and encodes 100 amino acids. Lineage: Eukaryota; Fungi; Ascomycota; Dothideomycetes; Mycosphaerellales; Mycosphaerellaceae. The record is from RefSeq and is a predicted model, not a curated record.
AUGGCGGCUGCUCGUGUCUUCGACACACCAGAGCUUCUGGAGCAGAUUCUGCUUGAGGUCGCGGCGCAGUCACAGCAGUCCAACAGAGGACUGUGCAUUGGCCUCGGGUUGGGUGGUGUUGUGGCGCGUCAGAUUGCUUUCAAGACCAUCUGGGAAUGGACGGCGGGUAUCGCAACGACCUUGGGAGAGAUCCACGACGAGUGCUGCAGCUUCUGCGCAGCUCCAAGAGAACAGCCCGUUGAUUUCCGCGUGGCUUACCGCGAUAGAGUCCGCGCGAUCAUUAGAGUGGACGAGGAGCACUAA